GAGGAGAGAGGGAGACAGUCAGAGGCGAGGUGAGGGACCCAGAGAACAGAUACGCGCAAGAAGGCAAAGCGUUCAGGAUUGAACACUUAAAUCGCGGUGAUUUCUUUUUUUCUACAAGGACUGCAAAGGUGUAUUCCUGUCCUAACCCAGCGUCAUCACACUGUGAGGAAAGGUAAAAGUGAGGUUUUACGUUGCACUCCUCUCUCACCCGGCGCGUCUCGGUGUGCUGGAUGAGCGCAAAGUGUGAGCUUCAGGACCCGAGGAGAGGACAGAUCCGCUCCGUGUCCUCCUGUCCAGGAACUCCGCUGAAGCUUUUUACAUCUCAACUAUUCCAGUCUGACUCUCUGCUUCACAAGUCUGGAAGAAGUCUGGAAGAAGUCUGAAGCAUCCGCUGACGGAGAGAUCCGCAACCGACUGUGUGCUCAAUAUGUACCAGGGGCAUUUACAGGGGAAAGACUCUAGGGCUGCAGAUAAGACUGUUGCCAUGGUCCUGAAGGAGAUACCAAGUAAGGCGUCAUCAGAAGGGACGCCCCUCCUCACAGUGACUACCAAGCUGGUGAGUGAGCAACAAGAGAGCCGUCCGCUUUUAAGCCCAUCCAUCGACGAUUUCCUCUGCGAGACCAAGUGUGAUGGGCUUUCCCGCGCAGUGACUUCCAACACAGCUGUUCUGUCUUCAACACUGGACCUGCUGGAUCUCAGUGAACCCGGCGAGAGGAGGAGCAGCAAGGACAAAAGGAGCCCUCUGUCAUCCCGGGUCAACAGCCAGAAGAACAGCCUACGCAGAAAGAAGAAGGAGACGGACGAGACGGAGCUGAUCCAGGUGGAAGUUGAACAGACAGAAGAAAUCAUGAGGACCCCAGAGAGAGUGUCACUAGACUCAGUUAACAUUUGUACACCGUUGGAUAAAUGGGAAGAGCUGAAUCCUCACCCUGAGAGAAAUGGCAACAGGAAAUGGAAGAUGGAAAGGCGGCGUUCUUCAAAAAAUUCAUCCAAUGAAUUCCUAUGGUCCAUAGACUGUAAAACCCAAUUAGAGGCAUUGAACAAGAACUCCUUGGACGGAAACACCAAAGUGGAUCCAGAGUCUGCUCUAGCAUCUCAACUCAACAGGCAGUAUAUUAGUGGAAGACAUGCUCGCCUAACCAAGGAGCAGCGGUUGGGCAGCGCCCGCCUGUCCAGACAUCAGUCCCUGGAGGAGGAGUUUGAGCGAGCCAAGGCUGCUGUUGAGUCAGAUACCGAGUUCUGGGAUAAGAUGCAGGCCGAGUGGGAAGAGCUGGCUCGGAGGAACUGGCUGACGGAAAACGAGCAGGCGCAGAUUCCCUCCUCUGUCUCUCCACAUGAGAAGGGUUACUACUUCCACACAGAUAAUCCUUACAAAGACUUGCCUAACGCAUUUGAUGAGGGACAAAAGAAGUCUCGAGAGGGAGACUUGCAAAAUGCUGUGCUUAUGCUGGAAGGAGCCGUCCUGCAGGACCCUCAAGAUUCAGAGGCUUGGCAAGUGCUGGGUACCACGCAGGCAGAAAAUGAGAAUGAGCAAUCAGCCAUCGUCUCUCUCCAAAGGUGUUUGGAGCUCCACCCUAACAACCUCACAGCCCUCAUGGCUCUGGCAGUGAGCCUGACCAACACUGGUAUGCGCAACGAGGCCUGUGAGACUCUGCUCCGCUGGCUGCAGCACAGCCCGAAGUACAAGCACCUGCUGAAGUCCAAGACCCACCUGAUGGGAUCCCCUAACUCCCCACGCAAGGUGUCCACUGCCAACAACGUGGGAAAACACGAAAGCUCCCUACAAUCUGAGGCCAAAGAGCUCUUCCUGGAAGCAGUUCAGCAAAACUCUGAAAGCAUCGACCCAGAUUUGCAGACGGGCCUCGGGGUGCUCUACAACGUUAGCGGAGAGUUCAAGAAAGCUGUAGAUGCCUUCAACACAGCGCUGUCAGUGCGGCCUGAGGACUACUUGUUAUGGAACCGCCUGGGGGCCACGCUGGCAAACGGGGACCGGAGCGAGGAGGCGGUGGAGGCUUACACGAGGGCCCUAGAGCUGCAGCCGGGGUUUAUCAGGUCCCGCUACAACCUGGGCAUCAGCUGUAUUAACCUGGGGGCACAUCGAGAGGCGGCCAGAAACUUCCUGACGGCUUUGAGCCUUCAGAGGAAAAGUCGGAGUCGCCAGCAGUCCCACCAGGUGAUGUCUGGAAACAUCUGGGCUGCUCUGAGGAUAGCUUUAUCCAUGAUGGACCAGCCCGAACUCUUCCAGGCUGCGAAUAUUGGUGACCUGGAUCUUCUCAUGCGGGCCUUCAACCUUGACAUUUGAGGAAUGGGAAGUAGUGACAAUAGCAUCUCCUCCUUCACUUACUAGCCAGACGCCCAAAGUGCACACGUCAGAUAUUGGAUCUGUAUUAGUGAGCGUGGUUUUUAUGCACGUCGAAACUAAAUGCAGUCGUCAAAGUUGUCCAUUUUUUUGCCGAAGUUCUUCGAGAGCAGUUCUGCGGAGAGGUUCUUUCAAGAGCUUGAAGUGACUGCUUUGUGGUGGAUUUGCACUGCAAUUUGUGAUUUCCCUGAAGAGCACAGGGACGGGCAAAGAUUGUAAGAGCAAUGCCUUAGAGAACACAUCAAUUAAAACCGACUCAUCCAGUGGAACAGAGCUGAGCCAGGAGAGGCAGACAGACAUUUUGAGAAGCUCACACAGGAACCCUCACACGUGUUUGCAGAGAAAGGUGGAGGUUUUGAGAAAGAAAAAAAAAGGUUUUGUUAUCCAAUUACUUUCAAAGACUCAAGUCUGUCUCAGCCUACUGAAGUAUGGAUUUAGUGAGCAAGUGAUAAAGGCUGCACCGUCUGACCUGGAGCUACAAAUUCUGUUCCUGGCUUGUUUUCAUCCUCUUUCAAUGGAGAAUAAUGAUACUGCAUGAAUAAGCAUUUUCAUAAAUGGAUUCCUUGUUCAAAAUUAACAUACCUUUAGAAGUUUUCCCUUUGCAAUUUAGACUGAUUCCAGAUAACAACUUCCUCAACCCAAGUGAGGAUGUAAAGCCUUACUCAAAUGCAUGCGAACAACAAUAUUUAUUAUAUACUAUUUUUAUGGCAACACAAAAAGAGAAGCCAUUUUAGACUGGUUUUAAUUUCUUUAAAUAACUGCCAUCUUAUGCACUUGAAAGCUUUAUGAGCCAUUUAUUUUUGCGUGGUUGUAUUUUUUGUGUUUGAUUUGGCUCCUAGCUUCUCUUUGUUCCCUUUAAGCUGACUAGCUAGAGAAAUAUUAACAAACCCAGGGCAACAUUGGUCUGUAAAACCGCCCCUUUCAAAAAAUGUCAUAUGAACAAAUGUUUUUUACAGGUCUUAAAAUAUCUCUUUAAUCUUCUGGUAUUGCUUAAGUAGCCCUCACAUUUGAUUUAAUAAUACUGUACUAUGUAUAAUUAAAUUACAUGUAGUUGAUGUGAAGCUGCAAGCUAAGACCUUUGUAUGCUUUGGGUAUUUCAUAAAGCAGUCAUGUGUGUCUUCAUGUGCCUCCACAGGCAGUGAAGCCCAUACAUUGAAUUACAUUUGUCUGCCUCAGCCUUCAUGCAUGAUAUAAAUAUGUAUGUCAGCUUUGGCAGAAUGCCUCGCAUAUUUAAAAUGCUAUUUGUUUUACCAUCUGCAAACUUCAUUUCCCAUGAAAACAUUAAGUUAUCGUGCAUCCACACAGCACGUGAUUGUAUUGAGCCAGUUACUCUAGAUAAUUUCUCUGCACCAUCACAGAAGCAAAGCUUUUAAACAUGUUCGUUAUGGCUUCUCUAGCAUCACUGUUGCUAGUUUCAAAAGUCUGUGAGGUGAACGUCACAUUCCUUGCCGGGCAUCAGAGUAAAUGAUAGAUAAUUUGCUUUUCUGCAUAACUCAGCAUCUUGGUGUUUAACAGGCUUGUCAACAGUCUGGGCGUGCUAGAGAAAGGGUUUUAUUCUCAGAUCCUAUGCAAUAGGUCAUGUUUUAUGUUGCCAUUCUGUAUUGUCAUUGUGUUGCUGUCUGCCUCGAUGAACCAAAAGGAAGUGGCGAUUCUGUGCUUUUAAAGAACGCUAUCAGGGGAAACCAGAGACCGGCGAGCGAUUCAUCUUCCUAACUGUACAGCUUUGAUGUCAUGGUCUGUAUGAGAAACCGUGUUUCAUUAGGGAGCUUGUUCUUUUUCAAGAGACAAACAUGGUCAGUGAUUUAGAAAGAACCGAAACACACAAACAGCAUCGACCCAAAAUGAAGCCGUCAUGUUUUAUAACUCUGCGGUGUACCGACAUGACCUUGCACCCGUCAACUCACUGACGUACAUCAAGCUUUGCUAUCUGAUGUUUUAUUACGCAAGCGAAAGGAUAUUUGUCUUUGAAGCUCACCUUAGAUCUGCUUUAAGGAGAAAACUCUUUAAGUGCAAUAAUGACAUUUAUGUGUUAUGCGCUCAUUCAUUGAAACAGAUUAUUUGCUGCCAUCAGAUUCUUAAAAGAAACGUUGGCAGUGAAUCUCUGUGGCCGACCACAUGAUGUUUAAUAGAUCAAGGAGGCAGAGCAGCCCAGUGAGACACAGCACAUAUGUGCAUGCCACUAACAAUCUGCAUCGAGGGGGGGGGGCUGCACAAUGGACAGGGAAAUGAGGCCAAAGCAGAAGGGCUCGCCCAAAUGUAUUCAAUUAUGAUCAAAUAAUUGGCAGUGUAUGUUUUUUACAUGGGUAAUAUAUGGGAGUCCACCAGUGCUAUCCUAUUGAAUAUUUCCUUUUCAUUAAAUUACUUAAAUUAUUUUGGUACGCUAUCAGUAUGGCUUUCUAAAUGGAACUGUUGGUCUGUUCAGACUUAAAUGUCUGGUUUGAUGGAUUGCUGUGACAUUCAUGUUCGGCAGAGGAUGACUCCUUCUGACCUUUGUGAUCCCCUGACUUUAAAAAAAAAAUCAUUCAUCGACAUCAGUUCAAAUAUUUCAUGUAUCUAAUACUUUUGAUUUACUGUCACCUUUUACAUUCAUGACCAAUUAUCUGCCAAACUUCAAACAGUCUCAUUAGCCUCAGCUGCGCUUUCUGAUUACAGCUAAAUAGCAACUGUGCAUACCCAAAAACUAAGAUAGUGGCUUUGAUAUGAAGUAUGAAUGCCAACCAUACGCAUGAUAGCUUUUACAUUGUGAGCAGUCUUGCAUCUAUUUUAAAUCUACAUUAAAGUGGACCUAUCAUGCUAUAUUUGAAUAAUAUAUUGUAGGGCCAUACCUAUAUAAAACAUGUCUGUGAAGUUUUUUAUUCAAAAUACCAAACAGAUCAUGCAUUUUAGCCAUGCCUCAUUUCGCUCUAUUUGCUGUAUUCCAGCACUGUUUUUGCAAGGGCUGAUUCUGUGGCAAAUGAGCUGCAGCUGACCACGCCACCCUGCAAAGGAGGGGGGCGAGGCAC
Messenger RNA from Trematomus bernacchii (emerald rockcod), 5361 nucleotides. It is a transcript of the gene pex5la, whose product is annotated as peroxisomal biogenesis factor 5-like a. Gene Ontology annotation, cellular component: peroxisomal membrane; cytosol. Bases 428 to 2302 code for a protein of 624 amino acids. The transcript is spliced from 15 exons. Gene Ontology annotation, molecular function: protein binding. The record is from RefSeq and is a predicted model, not a curated record. NCBI's taxonomy places the organism in Eukaryota, Metazoa, Chordata, Actinopteri, Perciformes, Nototheniidae. Gene Ontology annotation, biological process: protein import into peroxisome matrix, docking.